This is a messenger RNA of Folsomia candida, 977 nucleotides long. RefSeq lists its product as uncharacterized. NCBI's taxonomy places the organism in Eukaryota, Metazoa, Arthropoda, Collembola, Entomobryomorpha, Isotomidae. The record is from RefSeq and is a predicted model, not a curated record. Bases 34 to 915 code for a protein of 293 amino acids. The transcript is spliced from 3 exons.
GACCCUGACACCUUUGCUGAUCACGUCAAAACCAUGCCGGACGCUACGUUUACCGUUGUCAACCCCACUUUGGGUCGAUCCAUCGUUCCACAAGACUCCGAAUCUUCAUCGUCAUCCCCCCAAAAUAUGGAAAACCAAGUCUACCUGCCUGGAUGGAAAACGCAAUACUUGUCACAACCUAUUCAACCCAACGCAACUUUGAAGCAUGAUUCCGACCUGUUUUUCGGCCUGGGAAGUUGCCCCUACAAAUCCGCGGAUGAGAGUGACCUCGAGGACAACAAUGGGGAGCGUUUUUUACGCUACUACAUGACCCUGCUGAGAUCUUGGUGUCUCCCAAAAGAGGUCAAAAUGAUGAAGAGGUUGAUUAAAGAUGGUGCCCUAGUCGUGUCGGGAACGAUUCUAAAGGUCAAUGAGGCCUAUUUACGAAGAGGCAAACUUUCUCCCACACAAUUGGAAGAUGUCAGCAUUGCGUUUGAAAUGCAUCUAUUUUCUCAAAUGGUGAAUGACGCGAGGUCAUCAUCCGUGGUAUCGAGAGCACCCGCAGGAAAACGGGUGUCACGAAGUGUCAGAUUUUUGGAAGACUUGAUCAUCAAGGGGGUUCAAGAAGCACGUUCCCUCACUCGGCGACAUUUUAUCCAUCUCACGCGUCAACUCAUUCUCGUGGCAAAAGUCACUUAUACAAAGCUUUUGCAAGAUUUUGACGUAAUUGAGCCGUGUGAUCGUUGCGUUUUUGACAAACGACUUAAUCUUAAUGACAGGAUGGAGGUGAUGGCACUUAUCCAGUGGUUACUUAAGGGGAUGGGGCCCUUAAAUAAGGCUGGGGCAGACAGUGUUAGUGCGGAGGACUCGUUUACUAAUUUUUUUAAUAUUAAUAACGCCGCGAUUGAAGCGAGGGUACAGAAUUAUGCGGAUUGAUGAGAAAUUUUGUUAGCAGAUUUUUAUAUUACAUAUGAAUUUACAUGAAAUUUUUGUUACGA